Molecule: messenger RNA, 1989 nt
Organism: Lodderomyces elongisporus
Lineage: Eukaryota; Fungi; Ascomycota; Pichiomycetes; Serinales; Debaryomycetaceae
Product: LMBR1 domain-containing protein
Exons: 1
Coding region: 1-1989 (662 amino acids)
Cellular component (GO): membrane
Source: RefSeq, a predicted model, not a curated record
AUGUGGAUCGUUCCAACAAUUUGCAACACAUUCAUUCUAUUGCUAUCACUCCUAGGGAUCCAAUACCACUUGAACAUUUUCAAAUAUCCACUCUACCUCACAAUCCCAUUAACAUUAGGUGUAUACAUUCCAUUAUCAAUCAUCUUUACCCUACCCACCGACUAUGUGCUACACAACAUCAAAGCCACUGAUAAAUUAUCCUGGAUCAAUAUGCCAGACAAGGUGAUUCUAUACAUUUGGAAGUCCAACUACUGGACCACAUUUAUCCUCACCUGGUUGAUCUUACCAAUGUUGCUAGAGUAUUACAGAUCGGGACACAAGGAUACUAUCCGCAAGAUCAAGGACUCAAUCCGAGAAAAUAUCAAGUUCCAACUCAUUAUGCUCGGUGUCUCGCUCAUAGGGUUGAUUUACCUUCUCAUUGAAGUAAAGUUGAGUUUCAACCACUUGAAGUUGAUGGUAAUUGCAUUGUCGCAUAUAUACACACUCAUAUUGGCUACAUGGCUUAUGGGACACGGCUUAACCAACAUUCCACGAAACAAGUGGAUACAGGGCUCUGUUAUUCUGAACUUGAACCACAACUACUUGAGAGUUCCAAAACUCGUGGACGAAUUGGAAGACACAAAAAUCUCAUUUAGAGAGGAUGUACUCAAGGUGAUUGUCCUAAAGCAAAACUAUACAUCGUCAUCAGAGGAAGACUUUCAAUUUAGAGACUGGAUCAUCAAGUUGUACGACUCAAUACCGGGAGAUAUCAAAGAGCACGUGGAAAAACAGUACCUUCACGAUAAUACCACCAUUGACAGAGACCAGCUCACAGAACAGUAUAUGACAAAAUUGAACGCGCUGUUUAAAAUGAAUUUGCAUAGACUAAUUGGAUACCAGUCUGAAUUCAACAGACUUGUUUCCAAGAUCAUACGUCUCGAAGAUGUUCUCAAUGCUGUGUCGACGAGGGAGUUGCGAUUUAGAGUGGACAAUUACCGUGUAUUGUGGUCACCUAAAUUCAACUUUAUUUAUUGGACAUACAUCCAGCCAUGGGCAAACAGAAUAUGGUCGAUUGUACUUGCCACAAUCUCCUUGAUCAUCUUGCAAUCAGAGUUUUUCCAUUCAACAAAACUAUCAUUGCUCAACGUCUUGAUCUACACUACAGGCAUGAACAAGUACCCCUUGUUACAAUUUGUCGUGUCCUCGUGCAUAUUCUCUUACAUGCUCUUUGCAGCGCUCAAUUCCUUGACCCAGCUCAAGAUUUUCAACAUGUAUCACUUGAUCCCAAGAAACUCGGACCCUGUGCUGGCAUGUUGGUAUGUGAUGUAUAUUGCGAGAUUGACCAUCCCAUUGAGUUACAAUUUCAUUACACUUUUCGUCAGUCGAGAGUCAAUCUUUGAGACAUGGUAUGGUGAGUCUGUUCAUUUAACAGGUCUUUUCAAUUUGUUGAACAACUGGAUUCCCAGAUUGAUCUUGAUCCCAGUGCUCUUGACAUUUUUCCAUGUUUAUGAUAAGUUGAAGAAAAAAUUGGGAUUCGGAAGCGACUUUGAUGCAUGGAUUUUAUUCGACGAAGACAACGAGGCCCAAGAUGAUAAUGAUUUGGGCAAGCGAUCUGAUUUGCUUAUAGUUGAAGCCAAGAGGAUUAUUGCGAGAGAAAUGACAAAAAGAGAACAACAAUUGCGUCCAUUCCACUUGACCAACAAUUCUGCUGCCGACGAGAUUGACCCAGCAGAUAUCAACUAUGAGCGCAAUAGACGGCAAUUUACCGAGAGCAUCAACAAUCGUAUUGAUAGUAUUCCUUUUGAAAAUGUGGAGGACGAAGAAUCGAUAUAUUACAACGGCACGGUGAAUGCACCGCAAAAUGGAUUCUGGGGAAGAGUCAGCAACACUGUGAAUGGAAUACUUGGAAGAGACCAGAGGGGGUUUGGCCUGCAAAGACGGCCAUACACUGAUGAGCCAUUGGAUGAUUUCAACUAUGACGACGAUGCUCGUGAGAAUCCUACAUUAUAG